AUGAAAGAUUAUUCCACCAGAACUAUUAUCUUUUCAUGGUACCAGAGCAGUGAUAAGAUCCUGUUCUAUCGUUGCACUCUAAUUUCUCGUGCAGCCUCCCUAUCUCAGCCAAUCCCAUCAUCUCCAAAACCUGACUGUUCUAUUCCUAAGACCUCAGAAUCCUCAAAAUCCUCACCACCAAAAAUUGAUUCUGUUCCAAAGGAUUCAGAAACCUUAUUAGAGGUUUCAAGUCCCUAUCUCAUUCACCAUUCCGAUCAUCCUCGAUUGGUUCUCAUCUCCAAACCCUUGAAUGGAGACAAUUUCUCUGGUUGGAAAAGGGCUAUGGUUCGAGCCUUAAAUUCCAAGAAAAAGCUCGGAUUCGUCAAUGGCUCUAUUAAAGCUCCUUCAGAAACAGCUGACCCUAAUGGUUAUGCGAUUUGGUCAAGGUGUAAUGACAUGGUCCACUCUUGGAUCGUUAAUUCUUGCGAUCCAGAAAUAGCCGAAAGUGUGACCUAUUAUCCUACUGCCUAUGAAGUUUGGGAGGAUCUUCAUGAACGCUUUUCUCAAGCAAAUGCGACACGCAUCUUUGAGAUUCAGAGAGAUAUCAACUCUCUUCGACAAGAACAACUCUCAGUUUCAGUCUAUUACACAAAGUUGAAGGCUUUAUGGGAUGAAUUAUCAACACUUGAUGCAACACAACAAACAGAUCAACAGAAAUUGAUGCAAUUCCUUAUGGGAUUGAAUGAAACAUACCAGGCUAUCCGAGGACAAAUUCUUCUCAUGAAGCCUCUGCCCACUGUUCGACAAGCCUUCUCCUCUGUCCUUCAAGAAGAAAAGCAACGUCUGAUUGCUUCAUCCCACAUGGUGGAAGACUCCGGCAGCGCUGCCAUGGCAGUCCAAUCCGAGAAUAACAGGUCGGCACCGGAAGCAAGGAAUGAUCAAGCUAAUCGGUUUUCUGGAAAUAACAAUCGGUUUUCUGGAGGAGACCGCUCUAAUCGCAGCACCUGGAAUGAUCGAACAGAGCGUGGUGGAGGAACUCAUCGCGGCUCCUGGAAUGGAGGACGACGGGGUGAUCAAAACCACCGUCGUUUUGGGUCAGAAAGACGAAGGCCUCAAUGUACCUAUUGUGGUGAUAUGGGCCACUGGGUUCAGACUUGUCACAAAUUACAUGGAUACCCAGAAGGCCACCCUAAAGCAAGAGAUAAUCCAGGUAAUUUUAACAGAACAGCUGCUGCUAAUUAUGCUUCAGAGGAGAGGUUGGUUUCGAUUCCAGAAGACCAACUAAAACAAUUGCUGUCACUUAUCCCCAAAACUCAAGAUGAGGACUCCAAUAACAAAACCAGGAUCUGGCUACAAGGAAGACGAUUGGUUUGGGUAAGCUACGUGACAGACUAUAUUACCUAGCGGCACUAGCAACGGAGAAAUCUUUGACCAAACAAUCCUCACCAUCUAACAGACCAGCAUGUCACCUCACCACCUCUUCCACCGAUCUCUGGCACAGUCGGCUAGGCCAUGUAUCACCUUCUCGUUUGAGUUUCAUUGCCAAGAAUUUUUUGAAUUUUUCCAUUCAGUCAAAUAAUGCUUGCCCUAUAUGUCCUUUGGCUAAGCAAAGUCGUCUGCCUUUUCCUACCAAUGUUAUUUCUUCAACAAAACCUUUUGAGAUUAUUCAUUGUGACAUUUGGGGUCGUUAUCG
This is a messenger RNA of Fragaria vesca subsp. vesca, 1672 nucleotides long. RefSeq lists its product as uncharacterized. NCBI's taxonomy places the organism in Eukaryota, Viridiplantae, Streptophyta, Magnoliopsida, Rosales, Rosaceae. The record is from RefSeq and is a predicted model, not a curated record. The coding region runs from base 1 to 1383 and encodes 460 amino acids. The transcript is spliced from 2 exons.